Messenger RNA from Mus musculus (house mouse), 3332 nucleotides. RefSeq names its product KN motif and ankyrin repeat domains 3 (gene Kank3). Gene Ontology annotation, biological process: negative regulation of actin filament polymerization. NCBI's taxonomy places the organism in Eukaryota, Metazoa, Chordata, Mammalia, Rodentia, Muridae. The transcript is spliced from 9 exons. The record is from RefSeq and is a predicted model, not a curated record. Bases 723 to 3137 code for a protein of 804 amino acids.
GGCAGAGGCAGGCGGAUUUCUGAGUUCGAGGCCAGCCUGGUCUACAAAGUGAGUUCCAGGACAGCCAGAGCUAUACAGAUAAACCCUGUCUUGGAAAAACAAACAAGCAAACAAACAAACAAACAAAAACAACAACAAAAAGCAUUAUUAGCAAACGUAAUGGUUCUGUUUAAAACCCACUCAUAACAGCCCCCAUAAUUAAUGUCCCAACUCCCCGUGGUUGCCUAGGAGAGACCCCCCCCCCCAGUGUGCCCUCUGCCCACCCUUUAGUUCUCCCCCCAACCCCCUUCACCAUUCUGGAGACAUCUGAAUUCCAUCCGUCACUCUACAGUCUACUGUCUUCCAUGGGCUGUUUUUCCUUUUUGGAACCUUCUGCUCUUGCAGCUGCGUCUGCCUUAUGAAGCGCUCAAUCUUAAGUUCCUGCCACAGGAAAUUUUUUUCUGACGUGAGAGCCAAAGUUGGCUCCUGCAGUGGUUCUGUAAUUCACCAUGUAUUAGUGCCUUGAAAAUCAUUUGAAAUGAUUGUGUCUAUUUAUAGCUAACAAGGGGUCAAGAUAUUGUCUUCCUUAUUAUAGUGUCCCAAGAAUAUAAGUAUUUGUCACAUAGUGGGUGCUUAAACAUGGUUGCAUGCCCAUCGUGUGCAGGUACGCCUGCAAGCCUCAGGUGUGGUCUUGAGCUCUGGCAGCAGUACAGGUGCACCGCAGGGACAAGGGAUGAGGAAACAUGUUUGUUCACUCUCUUUGGGAGCUUCUUGGUUUGACCCCUCUUCCCUCUCAACCCUCCUGUUAUACCACAGACCUGGGCGGCCCUCCCCUGUACCCAGGCCCCACUGGAAGUGCCCGCAGCCCUAGCUCUCCCUAUUCUGUGGAGACGCCCUAUGGCUUCCACUUGGACCUGGACUUCCUCAAAUACGUGGAGGAAAUCGAGCGUGGCCCUGCCUCUCGCCGAACUCCAGGACCUCCUCAUGCACGCCGCCCGCGCGCGUCUCGAACGGGCCUCGCGGGAGCGCGGAGCCCAGGAGCUUGGACUUCCAGCGAAUCCCUGGCCAGUGACGACGGCGGAGCCUCGGGUGCACUCUCUCCUGGUGCGUUCCCGGGGCUCUCGCUACCUCCGCUGUCGCCACGCUCCUUGUCGCGCAAUCCGCGCGUUGAGCACACGCUCUUGGAGACCAGCCGACGACUGGAGCAGGCGCAGGCUCGGGAGCGCGCGCUCAGCCCGGCCCGCGCAGUCACACGCAGUCCGCGCGGGUCCGGCCGUAGCAGCCCCGCCCCUAACCCCGCCCUUGCCUCCCCGGGCCCUGCCCAGCUGCAGCUAGUGAGGGAGCAGAUGGCCGCGGCGCUGCGGCGCCUGCGUGAGCUCGAGGACCAGGCGCGCGCUCUGCCCGAGCUGCAGGAGCAGGUGCGCGCGCUGCGUGCCGAGAAGGCGCGGCUACUGGCCGGGCGCGUGCAGCCAGAACAAGAAGUAGAGAUCGAGGCGCGCCCAGACAAGCUCGCCCAGCUUCGGCGCCUCACCGAGCGUCUGGCCACCUCGGAUCGUGGAGUGCGCUCCAGGGCUAGCCCCCGGGCAGAGGAUCCCGACGGGUUGGCUGCCAGGCGCAGCGAAGGAGCGCUGCAGGUGCUCGACCCGGGGUCUAGGACACCCGAUGGGGAACCCCGGACUCGGGAGACGGGCACCGAAGUCGUGCCUGAGACCCGAGAGGUGGAUGCCCAGGCAGUACCCGAGACAGGGGAGGCUGGAGUGGAGGUGGUCCCUGAGACCGUUGAGGUGGACACGUGGGUGACUGAGGAGCUCCUAGGGUUGCCUGAGGCUGCAGAGCGUGAGCUGGAGCUGCUCCGCACCAGCUUGGAGCAUCAGCGAGGGGUGAGCGAACUCUUGCGGGGCCGAUUGAGGGAGUUGGAGGAGGCCCACGAGGCCGCAGUGACCAGGCCUCAGUCUCGCGACGUUGCUGCCCAGACUACAUUGGGUUGCACUGAGAAAACCACACAGACAGAGCUGCCAGUGGAGAACCAGCCCAGACCCACGGCUGGAGACGAGAUGGCCCCUGUUGGCAUCCUCAAAUCCAUCAUGAAGAAGAAAGAUGGUAUUCCAGGUGCACAAUCCAGUCAGGGACCCAAGAGUCUGCAGUUCGUUGGGGUCCUCAACGGAGAGUAUGAGAGUUCCUCCAGUGAGGAUGGCAACAGCGAUGAUGAAGAUGGUGUUGCUGAACACCCCAGGAGUAGCUCUUCUGGAUCAGAUGAUAGCAGUGGGGGAUCUGACGCUGGAACCCCUGGCCCCCACAAUGACAAAGAUGCUGGGGACUGCGAGCUUGAGACACAUCCAGAGCUGACGGCAGGGAGAGAAGGGAGGUGUGAACUGAACCCCCGUUUGAGGGAGGCUUGCAUUGCUCUGAAUCAGCAGCUGAACCGGCCACGUGGAGUCACCAGCAGAGAUGGCAAUGCAGCACGCCUUGUGGCCCAGGAAUGGUUUCGAGUGUCCAGCCAAAAACGCUCUCAGGCAGAGUCUGUGGCUGGGGUUCUUCGAGGGGUGAAAAGCCUGGGGCCUGAGCUGCUGGCUUAUGUGGUGAACCUGGCUGAUGGCAAUGGAAACACAGCUCUGCAUUACAGCGUGUCUCAUGGGAAUCUCGCCAUUUCCAGCCUGCUACUGGAUACAGGGGUCUGUGAUGUGAAUCACCAGAAUAGAGCUGGCUACUCUGCCCUCAUGUUGGCUGCACUCACUUCUGUAGGACAAGAGGAGGAAGACAUGGCUGUGGCCCAGAGACUUUUCAGUAUGGGUGAUGUCAAUGCCAAGGCUAGCCAGACUGGACAGACAGCCCUCAUGCUGGCCAUCAGCCAUGGCCACCAGGACAUGGUAGCUGCCUUGCUAGAAUGCGGGGCUGAUGUCAAUGUACAGGAUGCUGAUGGGGCCACAGCACUGAUGUGUGCCAGCGAGUAUGGACGCCUUGAUACAGUUCAAUUGUUGUUGGCCCAGCCAGGUUGUGACCUAACCAUCUUAGACAAUGAGGGCACAAGUGCCCUGGCCAUUGCACUGGAGGCUGAACAGGAUGAGGUGGCUGCACUGCUCCAUGCCCACCUGACAUCAAACCACCAGGGACAGUCUUCCACAGGGUCUCCCACUGCAAAGGAAUGCAAUGACAAAUGAGGAACCUCUACCUCUGUGAGCUGCUAACUACAUCUAGACUCUCUCUGCUGUCUGAAUCACAGCAGGGCACCUUGAGAAGAUGCUCCCUCUAGCUUGUUAGGAUGCUGAGGGGAAAGAGUGAGGCAAAGCCUGGGUAAUGCCAUAUCCCUCAACUCACUUCAUGAAACAUCCUAAUAAAAGUAUUUCUACUAAGUU